This is a messenger RNA of Hemibagrus wyckioides, 2185 nucleotides long. RefSeq names its product polymerase (DNA directed) iota (gene poli). The transcript has 10 exons. The record is from RefSeq and is a predicted model, not a curated record. Gene Ontology annotation, molecular function: damaged DNA binding; DNA-directed DNA polymerase activity. Lineage: Eukaryota; Metazoa; Chordata; Actinopteri; Siluriformes; Bagridae. Bases 275 to 2176 code for a protein of 633 amino acids. Gene Ontology annotation, biological process: translesion synthesis.
UGGUGUUUAAUGUUGUUGUUAUUGGCGAAUCAGCACACGGACUAACCUCCGCCACCUACAGGGCUGGAGAGUGUGGAGCGGACACGUUUAAGAGAAAAAACAAACUUCUUUUCUGCUUCUUUCUCUUUUUCAGACUUUUAUUCAAUAACCCCACGGAUCUGUGGUCUGUUGACUUGAGACGCACCCCGUGUUAUUGGCACUGCGCACGCGCAGGAAAUUCGAACGGCUCCAGUGAAGCGGUGAUUUAGUUUGAGGAAGCUGAGCUGAUGGACAGAUGGAGUUAGGUAAGGAAGAGGACACUGAGUGGACAGCUCUGGACACUGGAUUCCCGGCUGGACGUGUGGAAGAUGACCACAGAGUCAUCCUGCACUUUGACAUGGACUGCUUCUACGCCCAGGUGGAGAUGAUCCGUAAUCCAGUUUUGCGCUCCAAACCUGUGGGAGUGCAUCAGAAGUACCUGAUGGUCACCUGUAACUACCUGGCCAGGGAGCGGGGUGUGGCCAAGAUGAUGUCUGUGAAGGAUGCGCUGGAGAAGUGUCCUGACCUGGUGCUGGUCAAAGGAGAAGAUCUCACCUUCUACAGAGAGAUUUCCUACAAGGUCACAGAGCUGCUGAUGUCGUACUGCCCCCUGGUGGAGAGGUUGGGUUUAGAUGAGAACUUCAUGGACGUGACGGAGCUGGUGGAGAACAGGAGGAGGCACACGGAUGUCUCUGAGCUCUCCUUCGUGGGUCACAUCUACAGACAUGAUGUGUCCAGCGUAGCCGUACAGGACCAUGUGGGUCUGGCUCUGGGCUCAGUGAUAGCAAGUGAGCUGCGGGAGGUGCUGUUCUCCAGACUGGGCCUGACUUCUUGUGCCGGUGUGGCUAGCAGUAAGCUCCUAGCUAAACUGGUGUCUGGGACAUUCAAACCCAACCAGCAGACCACACUGCUGCCUCCCAGUGUCCCCCACAUCAUCACCAGUCUGACCGGAGCCAACAGAGUGCCUGGAAUCGGUUACAGGACGGCAGAGAGACUGAAGGCUCUGGGUGUGGUCAGUGUCAGAGAUCUGCAGCUUUUCCCUCUCAGGCAGUUGGUGUGUGAGUUUGGAGAAGCUCACGCUAAACGCUUUCAGAGCCUCGCCUGCGGAAUCGACCUUUCACCUGUCACCCCCGCUGGCCCUCCACAGUCUCUGAGUAAUGAAGACACCUUUAAGAAAAUCUCCACACUGAGUGAAGCAGAGAGUAAAAUCACAGAGCUGCUGCUGAGCCUGAGUGAGAGGAUGCGUAAGGACGGCAGGCUUCCUCAGACUCUGAAGCUGAGUCUGAGGCGGAGCAGUGCACCAAGUCGCUGGUUCAACAGAGAGAGCAGACAGACUCCUAUUCCUACACACACUGCACACAGGAUCAUCAACGGCUGCCCGGAGGCGGUGCCUCAGCUGGUUUCCAUAGCGAUGAAGCUCUUACAGAAACUGGUGGAUGUCAGAGAACCGUUUCACUUAACGCUGCUGAACAUGUGCUUCACCAACCUGCAGAACAAACCUUCUAACAGGAAGACCAUCAGCUCCUUCUUCACCUCCACACACAACACACACACCAACACACACACACCCACACACACCCCUACACACAGUGUGUGUGCUUCUCCUUCCAGCUUCACACAACCAGAAGCUGUGUGUGGAACAGUGAAUCCCCAGAACAAGAAAGCAUCAUCUUCAUCAUUUUUCCAGCAGCGAAUCAGAUCGUCCGCUCCUUCUGCUCUAGAACGUUCUGAUCCCAGCCACAUGUCCACACCAGAUCCCGUUAGAUCCCUCCUCAUUCCUGAGCUCCCCCCUGACGUGGACCUGGACGUGUUCAGAGCUCUCCCGCAGCACAUCCAGAGCGAGCUGAUGACCAGCUUCCAGCGUCACGCCGCUUCAGCUCCACCCACUGAUGACCUCAUCACCGCAGAGGAGCCAGGUGAGGUUACUGCUGCAGGGCGUGUACCUGAUGUUCCUCCUGACGUUCCUCCUGAUGUGGAUGUGUACGUGUUCUCCCAGCUUCCUCGAGACGUGCAGAGAGAGCUGCGUACAGAGUGGAGGCGGACCGACCUCACGCCUAAAAUGUCUCCUAGACACACGUCCAGACGCACUGCGGUCAAGCGCCCUCACGGUUAUAGCCUGCUCAAGUACUUCAGACCCUCUUCAGAUAAACGCUCCUGACCGUGGAGC